Aedes aegypti (yellow fever mosquito) is the source of this 1504-nucleotide messenger RNA. RefSeq lists its product as uncharacterized. Bases 298 to 1299 code for a protein of 333 amino acids. Gene Ontology annotation, molecular function: structural constituent of chitin-based larval cuticle. The record is from RefSeq and is a predicted model, not a curated record. The transcript is spliced from 4 exons. Lineage: Eukaryota; Metazoa; Arthropoda; Insecta; Diptera; Culicidae. Gene Ontology annotation, cellular component: chitin-based extracellular matrix.
GCCUAGUAUAAGACCCACGCGCCCCAAGCCGCAGCUGCUUAUUUGUUUUCGGAAAGUCUCAACGAGCGGAUCUACCUUUUGCGGUACUCUUCUGGCGGGUAUCACUUUCGCUUUCCUGUAGUGCUUCAAUACAUUACUUACUGAUUGGCAAGGAUAGCUACCCAUCAACGACUAACCUACCGAACGGGUUCGUCGCCUGUGGAUUGAAGUUCUUUUGUGCAGUGCAGUGAUAGUGGCAAUAUCUGGAGCGGUGUCAACCAGUGAACUUUGCAGGACGAGGUCAAAAGGCUUAAGAGCAUGAAGAACAUGUUAUUACUGAUUCCCCUAUUGGGCCUCGUGUCGCUAGCAACCGCCCAGUACGGUCCGGCUCCGCCCCGGAUCAACAUCCCCGGUGCCAUCCCGCUGCCAGUAGUACGUGGCAUACCGAUCCGCGAGGAACGAGUGCUUCCCCCACAGCCCCAGGUCCUUCGGGUGCGUCGACCGGGCCCAGCCCCUGUCCGCACCUUGAUCCCCAACACGAUUCAAAUAUCCACCCCCAAGUUCCUCGAGCCGGAAGCGAAACCCGUUACCGAAGACCACGAGGAACACGAACUCUCCCAACCCUUUAUUCCCAUCAUCCACUCCUCCCCCGCCCCUCCCCAGCACUCCAUCCCCGAAGAUCAUGACGAACAACGUGACAUUCAACAGAACAUCCUUUCCCGCUUCAACUCACAGGAGAACCGACCUGCCCCCAUUUCGCGUGCCCAGAUUCCGGAGCGAUUCUUCGCCACUGACAAGGAUAUCCAAUCCAAUGCGCAGCGCUUCGCCAUAACCUCGGAACGACCCGUCGCCCCAGCUCCAGCCCCCAAACAGUACCGUCCAGCUCCACAGCAGGUCAUCUCACGACCAGCCCCCGUUCGCCACCAGCAGCCCCAGCAGCACUACGAUGAAGAUCGGCCACACAACAGCCGGCAGCAGCAGGAGGAUGAACGUCGCCGCAAGCCGGUCGCACAGAUCCUGCGCAAGUGGCGCGAAGAACACGAGGACGGUUCCAUCACCUGGGGCUUCGAGAAUGACGACGGUUCGUUCAAGGAGGAAACCAUCGGAAUCGACUGCGUUACCCGUGGAAGCUACGGCUAUGUCGACCCUGAUGGCGAGAAGCGCGAAUUCACGUACGAAACGGGCAUCAAGUGCGACCCCAACAAGCGCGACGAGGAAGACGAGGAAGAACUGGAAGAGGAACUCCAAUACAAGAAUGUCCCCUCCAAGGCAAAACGGCCACAGCCACAACAGCAACAGCAGCAGUACUAUAGGAAUUAAAAUUUAUUCCUACCGCUAAUAGGCUGUAAACGGACACAAUCGUCCGAAUAGUGCAGGAGAUUUCUCAUCGUUAGUAGGAAGAAGCAAGCCAACACAGUAUCUUCAGAUUGAAUUGCGUUCAGCUGUAUCUUCGUCAUUAGGAUUGUAUUUAUUUUACACUUACGACUUAAGAAUUCUAAUAAAGAGAAAGGACGUUUUCUCUCAA